AUGAUCAAGGGUCUGCGCGAUUGGCCUGUCGUCCAGCUUCUCGCAGAUCUGGAAGUCUCGGACCUAGCAGAGGUUCAAGCAAUGGGCCGCCAGCUUCCUUCCCAGCAUAUGGUGCGCUUUCUCCCCUCGCCGCAGGCCAUUCCGAACAUAGUGCUGCCUUACAGGGAGCCGCUCAGCGAUCACGACCGGGAAAUUGGUCGCUUCCACUGCACCACGGACUUCUUCGCAGAGGUGGAGUUCUGGCUGCAACAUGAAGGCCGUAAUCCUUCAGCAAGGCUGAUUGCAGUCGAGGUUGCUUGCUGGCUUCCAGACUGUUUGUUGUGGGCUGGGCAUCGCUUGCACGGGCGUCUUACUGCUGCGUGCCUGGAGGCAGACGACUUAGCAGUCACGGCCGGAAGACGCUCCGUGAAGUUGAAUGGCUUCGAGGGGCAGGUCCAGGUUCUACAGCGCCGGAUUACGAGUUCACCUGAGUCAGUGGAGUGGUACUGUCGAGACCAUGGCGACGUUCACAGUGAAGACAACAUCGAGAACAACGUGCACCUCUCAAACGACCGCAGAUGUUGGUUCAGAGAGGCAAGCGGUGUGAACGCCGGGAGUGAUCCUCUCGCCAGAAGUGUUGACGACGAAGUGAGCCGCCUUGGCUAUGAUAAGAUCGACAUCCUGAAGUUGUCCUUCUCUUCUGUAGACCUGCUAAGGACCUUUUUAGAAGGGUUGGGUGAAUACUUUGGCAUUGUCAGAAGGCCAAAUUGA
Molecule: messenger RNA, 750 nt
Organism: Symbiodinium pilosum
Lineage: Eukaryota; Dinophyceae; Suessiales; Symbiodiniaceae
Source: the annotation of a GenBank genome assembly